Molecule: messenger RNA, 1971 nt
Organism: Oreochromis niloticus (Nile tilapia)
Lineage: Eukaryota; Metazoa; Chordata; Actinopteri; Cichliformes; Cichlidae
Gene: vgll3
Product: vestigial-like family member 3
Exons: 4
Coding region: 367-1404 (345 amino acids)
Biological process (GO): regulation of DNA-templated transcription
Cellular component (GO): nucleus
Source: RefSeq, a predicted model, not a curated record
AUAUAUAACUCCCCUCCAAAACAGAAAGAGAGGAAAAACAAGAGAAGAUGAUGCUUGUCCAAUCAAGAACUAUCUGAAAACUUGUCCGGGGAUAGGUUUUUUUUUCCGGAUACUGUGUGCGUCUCAUACCGUUUUGAACUAUUUUGUGGCCCCGGGUGGUGCUGGUGGAGCGCGCAACGGGAGGCGCAUUGUUUCUAUGCAAACUGGGCGACAUGGCUAUUGUAUGUGUUUGGGCAUAUAUGGAGACACUGAUGGCUCAGAAGACACAGCCCGUCUGAAGUUUCAAGGAGAGUACCCCUCGGCUGUGUUUCGCCAGUUUCUCUCCUUCGGCUUCCCUCUUCUCCUUAUCCGUUUCGCUCCGUCGCAAUGAGUUGCCUGGAUGUGAUGUACCACCAAAGCUAUGGAGCGCACUACCUCCCAGCAGCGGCGUACAAGGCAACUUACUAUAACCACCAUCACCAACAACAACAGAGGAAGCUGAGUGUUUACAGUAAGAUGCAGGAGUGUAUGGACCAGCAACAAGGAGGAGGAAGAGGGAUACUGCCCAGAGAAGAGGUCCUCCAGCAGGGUCCUUCAGCACCAGGUGCUGAAUCAGGCAGCAGAUCUUCAUCUGAUUCCGAGUUAAAGGAUGGUACUCAGCCAGCAGAGACGGAGUACUUGAGUUCCCGGUGUGUAUUGUUUACCUACUUCCAAGGAAACAUCGGUGAUGUGGUAGAUGAGCACUUCUCUCGUGCUCUCAGUCAGUCCAGCACCUUCAGUGGCGAUACCAAGCCCAUUAGAGUGACUCAGCCUUCGGUUUCAACCACCGCUGGCCUAUGGAAAGAUGGUGGCUCUCUCACUGAAGGUCAGGGAAGCUCAGCUUGGAACAACACUUAUCCAUCCCAGAGCAGCUCCUGUAUCCCCGCUGUUUCUGUUUCAGUCCAUCCAGGCUUUUCCUCCAGCCCUGUUUCAUUCAACCACCAGGAUGGAGCUCUGUGGGCCGGCCACAUGCUUUCCCAGGCCAACCUCUCACCUGCAGCUACCCUUCCUGAUAGCUGGACCUACAGCCUGAACCCCCAGAGCACAAGUGGUUACCCAAAUGUUCAUGACGUCUACCAUUCCCACCCCCACAUCCACACUCGGCACCAUCACCCCAUGCUUCAUACAUACCCAGCUCACAGCCCAGCAUUGGAUCCCAGAUUCAAUUCACUCCUGCUGCCUGGUGUUAGGAGCCAAAGUCAGACAUCCACCAACACAGGGGGUUCCCCACACAGUGAGGGGGUGAAGGCAGAGAUCGAGCCCAGCAGCAACAACAAUGUCACGGCUACCUCUGUCACUUGGACUCCUUCUGGUCUCCAAGGAUCUUUAGAGGCAUAUGACACAGCUCUUGAUCAAACCAAAGCAAAGACAUCAGUUUGGUUCUAACUGAUGGACUGGCAAAAAGCUCAACUCAUGCCAAAAAGGACUUACUAUGUGGCUUAUCAAUGUAUGGCUGCAACACCAGCACUGUAAUUCAAAAUGUAGCUAUAGAAUGCUAACUGUAGCUUAAUCUACGAGUCCUGCACUGUCCACACAAUUACUGAUAUGAACUCAGGCUUGGACUUAAAUGACAGUGAUCAGUAUGCUUUGGCUGCACGUCAAGGCCCUCGAAGAACAAUAAAAAAAAGACUACUAGCUUUAAGAAUGGAAGGUCUCUUCUCUGUCAGCACAAAACACCAAUUUACUUUCCAUGUGAUGCGUGACUAAGUGGUUCUGUUUCAAGAGCUUGAUUUUGACCCCCAUUUUGUUUUGUACAGUAAAAUGUUUGAUGAUGACUAUAAAUUGCUUAUGUGUCUGUGUUCAUUUAAGCCAUGCUAUAUUGUCAUUUGCUGGAUGACCUCUGCUAAAACUGUUGUUUGGAAGCUGCCUUUCAAUUUUGCCUUUUGGGGAAUGUGUAGUGUAAAUAUUGAUACUGUAUGUUUAAGGAAUAAAUUCAACAACUGAAAAGCAAAA